CGACAUCCGAUAUUUUAAAUGCUAAUCAAAACUAUGCAUGGACUGCGAAUCUAGUAACACAGAAGUAGCGUCCCUUGUUUGUGAGAAUUUACACAUGUGAUACCAGCUUCAGUACCAACAGACCUUACCAGGGACCAAAUUGCUUGUCGGACCAAAAUUAAGGUUACUGUGGUGUGGAAUCAUUAGAGAGGCUCGAUUUUCGUUCGCCAAGGCCACAGUAGACGCAUACGUGAGCUAUGUCCGGUAGCGGUGUGGAGGCGGAACCCGGUGACACUGUGAUGUCGAAUGAGGCGUGGAAACAGCGAUGGGUGGACCGCAACAUUGCCUUCCACCAGGACAAGCCCGACCCGUACCUGGCUGAAGAGGAGGCCCGGAUGUUCGGCGGCCAACCAAGGACCGUGUUUCAGCCGCUGUGUGGCAAGACCACCGACAUGAUCUGGAUGUGGGAGCGAGGUCACACUGUGGUGGGUGUGGAGGUGGCGGAGCAGGGCGUGCGCGAGUUCUUCGAGGAGAACGGACUAACGCCGGAAUCAGAGGCCGUGGAAAACGUGGGCACGCAAUAUACGACGAAGGACGGUCGACUAAGGCUGUACGCUGCUGACCUGUUCAACCUCUCAAUGGCCGUGUGUGGUCAGUUUGACGUGAUCUAUGACCGCCGCUCACUUGUGGCCAUCAAUACUGCUGACCAUCGCAGGUACCGGGACCUGCUGCUGAGCCUGAUGAAGCCGGACGGGGUGUACUACCUCUCAGUGCUCGAGUAUGACCCCGCAGUGUGGCCAGGCCCACCUCAUUCCAUCGGGGACAGCUUAGUUAGGGAUUUAUAUGGAGAACAGUGCAACAUUGACUUGGUGCUGGAAACUGAUCGCUCUGGAAAGAACAUCAACGACAUAGCAAUGAAGACCACCACAAGUAAAGAAGCGGGCUCGAUCGAUGCCAAACAUGAAGAUGAAACAAAACCGGAACCGGAAACUAAACCGAAGCUCUCUUCCGCCGGUGCUGCCAUAAAAAGUUCCUCGUAUGUUUUGGAUCGCUGGUACAGAAUGACAUUAAAACAGUAAUGCGAAUCAAAGAAAAUCGGAUAAAUGUGCAUUUACAACAUGAACUAAGACGUCACCAAUAAAGUCACAGAAAAAAGAGUGUGUUUUAAUAUGAAGUUUAAAAACUUUCAAGUAUCAUACAGAAGAGUAUUUUAACACCAUUCUCCAAUACCGUUCAAACAUAAGGACUUUUUAAAACCGAUGUAACUCUUACCCUACCUGUAACCAAACCAUUUUUAACCAGGUUUUCACAUAGUGAAACCUGGUUAUUAGAAUGGCGAACGUCGUUGUUCGGGCGGGCGGGCGGCCGGGCGGUGUCAAACUCACCUAUGAAACUGAAUAACUUUAGUAAGGGUUGACAUAUCUUGACCAAACUUUGUCAAUAGGAAGAGUUUAUGGAUACCUUUCAUGGGAUUGCGUUUGGGGGUCCCUAGGGUCAAGGUCAAGGUCACUGUUACUGAAAAUAGAAAAACGGUUGAAACUGAAUAACUUUAGUUAGGGAUGACAUAUCUUGACUAAACAUGGUCCAUAGGAAGAGUUUAUGGAGACCUUUCAUGGGAUUGCGUUUUGGGUCCCUAGGUUCAAGGUCAUGGUCACUGUUACUAAAAAUAGAAAAACAGUUGAAACUGAAUAACUUUAGUAAGGGUUGACAUAUCUUGACCAAACAUGGUGUAUAGAAAGAGUUUAUGGGUACCUUUCAUGGGAUUGCGAUUGGGGUCCCUAGGUUUAAGGUCAAGGUCACUGUUACUAAAAAUAGAAAAACGGUUGAAACUAAAUAACUUUAGUUAGGGAUGACAUAUCUUGAUUAAACUUGGUGUACAGGAAGAUUUUAUAGAUACCUUUCAUGGGAUUGCGUUUGGGGUCCCUAGAUUUAAGGUCAAGGUCACCGUUACUAAAAAUAGAAAAAUGGUUGAAACUGAAUAACUUAAGUUAGGGUUGACAUAUCCUGACACAACUUGGUAUAAAGGAAGAGUUUAUGGAUACCUUUCAAUGGAUUGCAUUUGGGGUCCCUAGGGUCAAGUUCACUGUUACUAAAAAUAGAAAAACAAACACAGUCUGAAGUCCUUCUGUCAAUCAUUAAAAACCUGGUUUCGUCGCAUUGCGGCGUUUCUUGUUAUUUUUUGCAUAAAUAAGAUAUUAAAAGUUGUUUGACAACAUUAUGUGUUAGGUAUGAAAGUAUAAAAGUUUUAUUUUUUAUAUGUAUGAAAAGCAAAUGAAAUGGAGAAGAAAGUUU
Mya arenaria is the source of this 2271-nucleotide messenger RNA. RefSeq names its product probable thiopurine S-methyltransferase. Gene Ontology annotation, molecular function: thiopurine S-methyltransferase activity. Bases 237 to 1058 code for a protein of 273 amino acids. Lineage: Eukaryota; Metazoa; Mollusca; Bivalvia; Myida; Myidae. The record is from RefSeq and is a predicted model, not a curated record. The transcript has 10 exons.